This is a messenger RNA of Cottoperca gobio, 8503 nucleotides long. It is a transcript of the gene arhgap23a, whose product is annotated as Rho GTPase activating protein 23a. The record is from RefSeq and is a predicted model, not a curated record. Bases 544 to 6039 code for a protein of 1831 amino acids. Gene Ontology annotation, molecular function: protein binding. Gene Ontology annotation, biological process: signal transduction. The transcript is spliced from 24 exons. Lineage: Eukaryota; Metazoa; Chordata; Actinopteri; Perciformes; Bovichtidae.
GAAAGAGAGAGAGAAAGAGAGAGAGAGAGGGGGCAGUGGGAGGGAGGAGAGACAGAGGAUCCAGCCCUCUGGGACAGCAGUGUGUGUUUUGGGGGUGGACAGAGUGGCUUUGUAUGCAGAACAUCACCGGACACCAACGGGAGGGACGCUGUCAGUUGUUCUCUGUGUGUGUCUGUAGUGAAAUCAGACCUACCUCUGCUCCCUGCGCCACACACACUCCUCCAUCUGCUGCCCAGGAGCCUGCCUUCUGCUUCCUCUGGACUCCUCUGACAGAGUUUGAAUGUGUGUGAGAGUCUUGGAGAGCUGAUUCCCGGAGGUCAGGAGGAGGCUGUGAUGUGGAACUUGUGGGAUUAAACUUUCUGGAGUGGCUGUGACAGUGAUGGAUUGGAGCCAGGAGACGGGAAGUUCAGAAUCUUGAUUGACUGGAGGAUCCCAGAGGAGGAUUUUGCAAGCUCCACUAAAAACCACCCAUCUUCUCUUUUUCUUCUGGACGUUGUCCGUGAGCUUGUGUAGAGAGAGUGUGUGUGUGUGUGUGUGCAGCCCAUGUGGGCGGUGAGAGAUGUGGAUCUGAGAAAACUCCACGCCUCGAUGCCCGCUGCUAUGCUCCCGUGCCCUGCACCGGUCGGGUCCGACUGGAGCUUCCAGAACCCGGUGGGGGUGGACUGCAGCUCGCCUGAACCUCGCUGCAUCUGGCUGGCGGUGCUUCGCAGCACCACGGGUUCAGUGCCGCCGCCCGCCAUGCCCACUGGGCACAGCCAGAGCUCUCGCCAGCCCAGGGGUAAGGGGCGGAGGGAUGGUCUCUCCUCAGCCGGCGACAACCCUCGGCCGCCGAUGGCGACCCGGCCGGGGAGGGAGGGGGUCGGCGUGGGAUGGAAGGGUCCCCGGACGCUGGUCCUCCAUAAGAACUCCCAGGGUUUCGGUUUCACGCUACGCCACUUCAUCGUUUACCCUCCAGAGUCCGCCCUGCACACCAACCUCAAGGAUGAAGAGAACGGAAACGGGAAGGGGUAUCAGAAAGGUCGACUGGAGCCGAUGGACACCAUAUUUGUGAAGAGUGUGAGAGAAAAAGGUCCGGCCCACCAGGCGGGCUUGUGCACAGGAGAUCGGCUGGUGAAAGUGAAUGGAGAGAGUGUUCUAGGAAAGACGUACUCGCAGGUGAUAGCCCUCAUUCAGAACAGUGAAACUGUGUUGGAGCUCUCCAUUAUGCCAAAAGAUGAAGACGUGCUUCAGUUGGUAAGUGCUUACUCCCAGGAUGCCUACCUGACAGGCAACGAACCCUACUCAGGGGGAGCUGAGUACCUCCCACCACCGCCUCCCCUCUGUUACCCGCACACCAAGGCCACGCCCCCCGCUGGAGCCCCUCUGUCUGGCUCCAUGGGCCAGAACCAGCUGGAUAACUGGAGUCGCUGGCCAGGCUCUUCCAGCCCCUCUUCCCCCCUGGACAACCGCUCUGCUGUGGGCAGCCCCGCCAGCUGGCAGGAAGGGCGUGCAGGUGAGCCAGGCGGCGUGGGUCACAGCAGCCCGGCCCACCGCACAGAGGAGAUCCAGUACGGUAUGACCAGCCAGCAGCCUCAGGGCCAGACCAGGGGGCGCUCCUACUCUUCCUCUUCCUCAUCAGGCCCUUUGUCCAGCCCGCUGCAAGUCCACUACCCAAACCACCACGCUGCCAGCUCCUCUCAAGCUUCGCCACGCAAGUCCAGCUCAGCCUGGACGAGCUCUCCACCGCCCCAGCUCAGCCAUGGUCGUACUGAGCGCUGCCAACAGGCGCUCUCUGACUGGUACCACAACCAGGUUCCCGAGCGCCCAGGACGCAGCAUGCAGACCCGCCACCGCAGCUACUCUCAGGACCGGCUCAGCGAUUCAAGGAGGCAGCAGCAGCGAACAGGCGGCUGGCCGCACAGCGCCUCGCAGGACACUCUGAUGUUACUGCAGCAGUCAGGACCCGGACCCCAUGGAGAGCCCUACUGGUCCUAUGCAGACUGGGAGGGGGGCCCAGGUCCGGGACACCCCGCCACUAACUAUACCCGGACACGCUCUGAAAACCUGCUGGCCCAGUACGAUCGGCACGGCCGCUCGUUAGAGAUGCUGGACCGACCAGCAGCUGGACUGGUCUCGCCUCGGUUUGAGAGGCCGACAUGGCUCCAGCAGGCUCCCCAGCCGCCCCCUAGAACUGACACCUACACGAGGCAGGUGAGCCAUUUCAGUACAGCACAAGCUCCUCUGAUGUCCCGACACACACCGUCACAUUCUAAACACCACCCCCACACUCACCCCCAGCCCCAGCCCCAGCCUCAGCCGCAGCAGGCAGCCCCCCAGAGCAGGCGGCUUCCCACUGGACAGAGCAUGGACGACCAGCCGGUGGGCUACCGCAGCUACAGCCCCUCUUUUUACCGCAAGACGGGCCGCAUCAUGCAACAAGCCCACUCUUUCAGGGACCCUUCGUACUCUGGCCCUCACAUGAACUGGAACCCAACGCCUAAAACGAGCCCCCCAGAGGGCACGACGGCACCACUCCCCGCCUCUGCCGCGUCCCCCCUUGCCUCCGCCACUCCCGAAUCCCAGGACAGAGCGUACAGGCCGACAAACCACGAGAGGGAACGAGGGUCAGUGGAGGCGCAGGUGGAGGUGGCACAGAUCCAGGAAGUGGUGCUGAGGCAGAAACCUCCCACCGGGCGGAGGAACGCCCAUGGCAUGCGUCACCCUCACUACGCGCUGCCCAUGGACGGGCUAGAACCCUCUUUGUUUUCUCCCGAUCCCCAGGAUCCUGCCCCUGGUUCCAAGGGAGAUGUAGCCCCUCGCAAACCAAACGGCAACCUCGCCCCCCUCCCCAUAGAGGACGACUCACUGGCCUCCAUCCCCUUCAUAGAUGAGCCGACCAGCCCCGGCGCUGAUUUGCGCGCCCGCCACGUACCGGCGUCCUCCGUGGUGUCAAGCGGCAUGAAUUCGGCGCCCGCCGUGGUCACCAGCCCCGCCUCCCCCACAUUCACCUUCCCCCUCACUAGGCUCUUCUCACACGACUGCAGCAGUAUUAAAUCCGGUCGCCGUUCCUCCUAUGUUCUAGCCAUCACCACCGAGCGCUCCAAGUCAUGUGACGAAGGACUCAACACGUUCAGAGAGGAAGGCCGAGUCUUCUCGAGGCUACCAAAGAGAGUGAAGAGUUUCUUCACAGACGGGUCUCUGGACAACCUUGGGACGGCAGAGGAGGUUCGAUCUAAACGCCACUCCACCUCAGAGCUGGGGAACAUCACUUACAGCGACGUACGGCGAGAAGGAUGGCUGCACUUCAAACAAAUCCUCACAGAGAAGGGCAAGAAGGUGGGCAGCGGCAUGCGUCCGUGGAAGCGAGUCUAUUCUGUGUUUCGCUCCCAUUCGCUGUUCCUCUACAAGGACAAGAGGGAGGCGGUGCUCCGUGGGGCCACGAUCGGAGGUGCGGCCGAGGACGAGCAGCCAAUCAGCAUCCGGGGCUGCUUGGUGGACAUCGCGUACAGUGAGACCAAACGGAAGCACGCCGUGCGGCUGACCACACAGGACUUCUGCGAGUACCUGCUGCAGGCGGAGGACCGGGAGGACAUGCUGGACUGGAUAAAGGUCAUCAGGGAGAACAGCAAGACAGACAGCGAGGAGCUCGGCUUCUCCAGACAGGCCCUCAUCAAUAAGAAACUGAAUGAUUACAGGAAACAGAGUCCAACAGGCAGCAAGCCCGACUCCUCUCCCAGGAUGCCCCGCAUGAAGCCUCCCUUCCUGCUCACCAAGGCUGAAAACGCUGCGGGGGCACCGCGCUCCCCCAAACCAGAUGGCAAAGAAGAUAGCGGUCCUCCGAAGUCUCCAUGGGGAAUCAACAUCAUGAAGAAGACAAAGAAGUCCGGGCCUAAAGCGUUCGGCGUGAGGUUGGAGGAUUGUCAGCCGGGUGUGAAUAACAAGUUCAUCCCGUUGAUCGUGGAGAUCUGCUGCGGCCUGGUGGAGGAGAUGGGUCUGGAGUACACGGGAAUCUACAGAGUCCCCGGGAACAACGCGAUGGUGUCGAUGCUUCAGGAUCAGCUCAACAAGGGCGUCGAAAUCAACCCUGCAGAGGAGAAGUGGCAAGACCUCAAUGUUGUCAGCAGUUUACUCAAAUCCUUCUUUAGGAAACUUCCAGAGCCGCUCUUCACCAACGACAAGUACAACGACUUCAUCGACGCCAAUCGGAUGGACAGUGCGUCAGAGAGACUAAAAACCAUGAAUAAACUGAUCAGAGACCUCCCGGAUUAUUAUUACGACACUCUGAAGUUCCUGGUUGUUCACCUGAAGACUGUAGCCGACAACUCCGAUAAAAACAAGAUGGAGCCCCGUAACCUCGCUCUGGUGUUCGGGCCGACUCUGGUCCGGACGUCCGAGGACAACAUGAAAGAUAUGGUCACACACAUGCCUGACCGCUACAAGAUAGUCGAGACGCUCAUCCAGCACUGCAACUGGUUUUUCGCUGAAGAGCAAGACAAGGAUGAAAAGACGCCGGUGGAAACACAGGAUGUGCAGCCAGCCCCCAACAUCGACCACCUGCUGUCCAACAUCGGCAGGACCGGUCUGCUCGGGGAGGCCUCAGACUCAACCAACAGUGACUCAGCUAAAUCAAAGGGGUCGUGGGGGUCAAAGAAAGAUCUCACACCCAAGGACUUCCUGACUCUGUCCAUCAUGUCAGCUGUUACGGGACGCAAACGCAGGAAGCGCGAUAACGCCCGCCGUGUGGGCAGCAGCACCGACGACGACUCAGAGCACGAGCCAAUCAAAGCCGGACAUUUAGGGGCAGAGGAGGAGGAGGCAGGGUCGCCUGUAGGUGACACUGCGCCUCGAGCAGAGGGAGAGGAGGACGACGAUGAAGAAGAAGACGAAGAGGAAGACGAGGAAGUUGUAGAAAGCGGAGUGAAAGAGGAGGUAGAAGAGCAGGUGGUGGCAGUUAUUCCCAGUCGGCCGUGCUGUAAAGGGGAAGAGGAGGCAGGAGGAAGGCAGGCCGCCAUGUUGUUGCACGAGGAAGAGGUGCGGGCGGAAGUGAAAGGGCCGCCGUGGAGAGCUCCAGAGGAUGCUCGCUCUAUCGUUUCUGGUUACUCCACCCUCUCCACGUUAGGGCGGAGCCUGGGGUCAGAGGGGAGGGGGGACGAUGCUGAUGACGAGCACAGCGAGCUGGUGAGCGAGACGGACAAUGAGAGCGGCUUCGCCUCGCGCUCCCUCACCCAGGAGAGACCUGAUAAACACCCAACACAACCUGUGAACACGCAAGCAGCCCCACGCAGCUUCCUCUACACACACUACAAAGCCCCCGCGCUCUCACCCACAAACCUGCUCGCCCCGCCCACAGCGCUUACACACACGCCAGACUCUGCGGAAAGGAGCGAAGGAGGGGCGCGGUCCACCACGCCCUCGUCCUCCUCCUUCUCCUCCUCAUCCACCACUCACAGGCUGCAUUCGCGGCCUUCCUUCAACUCCCACAAGCUGAUUCAGUGCGACACUCUGGCCAGGAAGAAGAUGAAGUCGGAGAAGGGCAAAGCUCGCUCACUGGACCUGCUGGAGCUGUCUGGCGCCACGGCUGAGGGCGACAUCGCCGGUUCUGGGUCUGACGGUGGAUCCAGAGUGAGGAGGGAGACCUCCAGAACCAACCCCUCCUCAGGCAGCAGCCAGGAGAGCAUACGCCUGACCCGGCCCAAGCCCUCCCUGCCACCCAGCGAGGCCGCCUCCUUCACCCCGACCGGCCCCGCAGGCAGGUCGCUGGCGGACCAGGUCCGCGCUCGUCUGCUGGGCUCGGCCGACGACCUUCGCAGUGUGGGACUGCGAAAACCGCUGUCACCGGAGACACGGAGGAAGAGGCGGGCCUGGCGAAGACACACGGUGGUGGCCUCCCCAACGGAGGUCUCUGAGAAGAGGCCCCCGCUGACCGUCAGCGAGUUCCCCCUGUCUCCUGUGAAUCAAAACCAGGUCAAAACACAGGGGCUGCCUCGGGAUGCAGACGGGCUCGAUCAAGGACCGGCUACACGUCAAGCACCCACCUCGAGAUUCCACCAGUACCUGUGAGCGCUGCCCGCUGACCCCUCACUUCACUCGGGGAGUCAGACGCUCCUGCAGACGCUGACUCCCCCCGCAGGGCAGAAGGCCAGCAGCUGUGUAAACAGAGUUGUGGUUAGUUGCCAGGUGCAACACAGUGUACCAGUGAAGAGCAGCCCCACCUUUUGUCUUUUCGAUAAGCUCCAUUUGCAUGGCAAGGGGCAUUCCAGUGUUGCCAAAGUUAUUUUCUUUUCCAUACGUGUGCUUUUAUAGAAAUAAUACGGAAAGAGGACACACACCUCCCCACAAUCAAUUUUACAGCCACGAAUUCUCACUUGAGUAAUCCCCGAGCAUCCUCCCCGUCUUCUCCACCUUCCUGCUUACAGACAUCAAUUCAAUUCAAGUGGAUGCUGAAAUGCAACAUGAGAAUGGUGCUUCUUAUCAGAGUGGGCUUUCACGGUAACCAUUACCACAAGAGACGCACACACACACACACACACACACACAUCUAAUUACACACAAGUGAUUGGUCAUUUAAAACUAUUUCAAGAGGGAUCUCAGCUGAUUUUUUUAUAUCAGUCUUCCUAAUCUGUUCCUCGUCAGACCACAGACACUGUAAUACUCUCAUUUAUACGCCAAACAAUAGACACAGUAGGUCACACACACACACACACACACACACACACACACACACACACACACACACUCGUAUCUCUCUACUUGUUAAUAAUGUUUAUGUGUUUGCGCAACAAUAUUUGUGAUCAUGUCUGAGCGUGCAGGUGUUUGUGUUGAAAACUUUUGUAACAUUUGUACAAAGCCUUGUUAAGUUAACCUUGUAAAUAUAAAUAUUAUGUUAUCAUAUUUGUUUUUACUUUUUUUAGUUCCUUUUUUUAUGGUUUACAAAAAGUGCGUACGAGCGCACAGUCAUUGCUUUCAAGAUGUUACUUGAAAUGUUUCCCUUAAUAUAUUCUUUUUUUUUUUAUAUUCAAUAUAUAUAUUAUAUAUAUUUUGUAUUAAAGUUAAAAAAAAAAGUAUGUUUAUUGUGAUUUCACCUCUUGGGUGUACCUGUUCACAGGAGACGAGAUAAACCUGUUCCUUAUUUCCUCAUAGAUGGCCUUUCUCUCUGAUUCUCAGCACUGUGCAGAAAACCUUUAUCUCACGAGAUAUAGUCCUUAUAAAUAAGUUUCUCUGGUGACUAUACUUCCAGCAAUGUUGCAUCAACAUGUAGCAAGAAAAUAAAUCUGGUAAUUAUUACAUUAUAUUGGGCAGUUUGAAGGCAACUCAGCGCCACUCUGUGAUCUCAUUUGUUUAGCAUGUCUGGGAUUCCUGAGCCUCCACAGAUCUUCUCAUAUGUACUGAGCUCAACACAAAGUAUGUUCUUCUUGUAAACGAGAAGCUUCGGGCCGUUUAACAGACUGUUCAAACGUCAUCGCCUCUGUCGGUGAUGAUCUUUUUCAUCACGUCCCUUCUGAGAGUUCAUCUCUCUGCACGUUUCUUACCUUGGGGUUACAUGAGGAGUUUUUCAUAAGGUCAGGCUCUAAUAAAUCCUCCGACCGGGGAAAUGGUACAUUAGAGGAAAACGAAUACGGAAUGAUUCUAUUGUUUUUCAUCUGUCGUCUUGAUUUGCCAUCACACAAGAACAACCGGAGGUGCAACUUCCAAAGUCAUGAGACGUGUUUUCACCUGACCAAAUAACCCAGUGAAAAAUAAUACUAGUAAUAAUAAAUGAUAAGUUAUAGUCUUGUCUUACCUCAAGAUCUUUUCUACAAAGUGCCUGAUUUCUGGAAUGUGUUUUUUGUUCUGCAGUGCCAUGGUCGGUUCUUAUCUUUCCGUUUCUUUUUGUUGUUUCUGGGUCUCCGCCCUCCUCUCCUGUGGUUGAUGGUAUAACUAAGGCACUGACCCAAAGAUGUGUACAUUUAAUACAAGCGGUCUAAUUGAGAGGCUGUAAUUUAAAAAAAAUAAAUCAAAUAAAAGCACACAACAAGCCAAGGACAUGUCUAUGCACUCUCUUUGCCUUUAACACAGGCAUUAACAGCUAUUACUGACGCUGCUAAGAGAGAAGAUGCAUAGUACAGCUGCUUUUCUUAACAAACUGAGGUCAUCUCUCUGCCUAGUUGACCCACAGUGUGUGAAUAUGGUACACCUAACAAGCCCUACCCUAAACCGCCAUUAGGUCAUGUCAGACAACAAUAUAUUACAGAUGAACAAACAGCCCGUGACUUCAUCAAAAAGGAAAACUCAUCAAGUUGGUGUGUGUUGUCUGAAAUGUGAUUUUUACCUAAUGUCUCGUAUUUUAAAAUAUUUUUUGUACAUACUAUCUUAAUAUGUAACAUAUUGUAUUGUGUACAUUUGGAAUUGCUUUUUUUGAGUAUAACUAAUAUGAAAAUGACUGGACUUAAAAAAAGGUUGUCCGCCUGAAACCAUUUCCCUCAUGGCUGUGUGCUUUAAAGCAAGGUUAUAUGAUGUAAAUAAACAGAACUAUGUUUAAAGAAAA